This is a messenger RNA of Stereum hirsutum FP-91666 SS1, 3579 nucleotides long. Its product is annotated as alpha-mannosidase. Gene Ontology annotation, biological process: oligosaccharide catabolic process; mannose metabolic process. The record is from RefSeq and is a predicted model, not a curated record. Gene Ontology annotation, cellular component: fungal-type vacuole membrane. The coding region runs from base 1 to 3579 and encodes 1192 amino acids. The transcript is spliced from 28 exons. NCBI's taxonomy places the organism in Eukaryota, Fungi, Basidiomycota, Agaricomycetes, Russulales, Stereaceae. Gene Ontology annotation, molecular function: carbohydrate binding; alpha-mannosidase activity.
AUGGGAGGCGGUCAUCACGGUCACUCACACGGUCCCCCACCUGGACCCCACCACAACCCGAACAACACUCCCAACGGCCCCGGAAACAGUUCGUACUACGAGCAGCAGAACUUCACUCCCGGUGCGAAAUGGAUCAAAGACUUGACGAAAAACCGACUCUGGACGUUCGAGGGGGGACAUUUCUCGGACGUGAAUCUCUCGAGCGUUAUGUAUGAUCAGAGGGUGGACGACGAGAAGUUGAUUCAGCUGGAGGUGUGGAGUGCGCCGGGGAGGGAGAAGCCGACGUUUGAGGAGGCGAUGGGGAAGGAUAAGGAGUAUAAGAAGGCGAAGAAGGGGGAUAGGUUUGGACCUUCUUGGGUACGCUGUCGUUUUACAAACCACUGGUGGAAAGUGACGGUGCAUAUCCCUGACGACUGGAAGAAGUAUGAUACCGUUCAAUUCGAGUUUGACCCUGGCUGUGAGGCCAUGAUUUAUACGACGGACGGUGUACCCUUGCAAGGAAUCACUGGAGGUUACGGUGGCGACCGGCGCGUCGAGUAUAUCAUUCCUCACGAUAUCCGGAAGAAGGGAACACACCACUUCGUCAUCGAAUCGAGCUGCAACGGCAUGUUUGGCGUCCCUUGGGAUGGGGAUACCAUCUCUCCUCCAGACAUGAACCGCUACUUCAACCUCGCCUCUGCCGACCUCGUCGUCCCCAACACCUCUGCCUGGGGCCUCCACUGGGACUUCCAGACCUUGCGCGAACUAGCAGACUCCCUCCCUGGAAACUCACCCCUCCAGAACAAGGCCAUCGUCACGGCGAACAAGAUCAUGAACACGUUCGACAAGACCAAGCCGGAGGAGUCUAUCAAAGAGGCGAGGAAGAUCGCGGAGGAGGUAUUUGGGGAGGGCUGGGAGAAGUUGAGGGAGGGGGUUUAUAAGGAGGGGUGGGAGAAGGGGGAUACGAGGAUUUGGGGGAUUGGGCAUUGUCAUAUUGAUACCGCUUGGUUGUGGCCGUAUCGCGUCACGCAACAGAAGGUGGCGAGGUCAUGGUCUACGCAGGUUGAUCUUAUGGAGCGAUAUCCCGAGCACCGGUUCACUGCGAGUUCGGCGCAACAGUAUAAAUGGCUUGAGCAGCUCUACCCGCCCCUCUUCGAGCGCGUCAAGGAACAGAUUCUCUCGGGGAAGUUCCACCUCGUUGGUGGGUCUUGGGUCGAGAAUGACGCAAACAUGCCCUCCGGCGAAGCCCUCGCCCGCCAAAUGAUCUUUGGCCAGCGCUUCUUCGAGUCCCGCUUCGGCAUACGAUGCGAGACGGCGUGGUUGCCUGAUUCGUUUGGGUUGACGGGCGCGUUGCCGCAGUUGAUCAGGUUGGCGGGGAUGGAUAACUUCUUUACGCAGAAGCUGAGCUGGAACAAUAUCAAUGUCUUCCCGCAUUCUACGUUCAACUGGGUCGGUAUCGACGGCACGCAGGUGUUAUGCCACAUGACUCCUGUCGAUACGUACACCGCGCAGGCCACAGUCGGAGAUGUGCAGAAAGGGAUCCAGAACCAUAAGAACUUGGAAUCGAACGCCCAGUCGUUGCUCGUGUUUGGUAAUGGAGACGGUGGAGGAGGACCGUUGAAUAAGAUGUUGGAGAAUUUACGCCGCAUCCGAGGCGCAGCGAACGAGUUCCGCGAGCUGCCACCGGUAAAUAUGGGACACUCAGUUGAAGACUUUUUCGAGGCUCUGAAGGAGGAGUCGGACGGAGGGAGGGCGUUGCCGAAUUGGCAUGGGGAGCUGUAUCUUGAGUUCCAUCGCGGGACGUAUACUUCGCACAGUCCGAUCAAGAAGGGGAACAGGAAAUCGGAGAUCUUGAUGCGCGAUGUUGAGCACGUUGCGACGUUGGCAUCUGUGUUCAAGGCGAAGGAGUAUGGGUACCCGAAGAAGGCCAUCGACGAUAACUGGGAGAAAUUGUUGCUCAACCAAUUCCACGACGUUCUUCCCGGUUCUGCUAUCGGCAUGGUCUACGACGACGCCGAGGCCAUUUUCUCUGAGAUCCGCAAAUCCGGAGACGCCCUCUUCGAAGACGCCAUAAGCAUCCUCAUGCCCUCCUCCUCCCCCCUCUCCUCCCUCUCUGAUACCAUCUACUCCGACUCCACCUCCCCUACACCCCUCACCUUCGCCAACGGUGGCGCGGAUCUCGUGGGGUUGAACACCACAUUCUUCCCUAGACGCGAUAUCGGGAAGAUCCCGAAGGAGGCGUUGGGUGCGUUGAAGGGCCCGGGUAAGGAGUAUGAAGUGCAGGAGUUGAGGGAUGGGAGUGGGGCGUAUGUUGUUAUGGAUGGGAGGGAGGGUCAGGGGGUGGCUAGGCCGAUUGGCAAGAACGAUGUGGCGUUGGUGGAUGGAGGUGUGAGCGUGCAAACGAGUGGUGAGGGGUACUUCGUGCUCAAGAGCUCGAGUAUGCAGAUGACGGUGGCGGAGGGGAGGAUUACUAGUUUGUUCGAUAUCCACCAUAUGCGUGAGCUCAUCCCCGCUGGACAGACGGGUGGUCUCGUCAUGUUCCAGGAUCGGCCGAAUUACUGGGAUGCUUGGGAUGUUGAGAUUCAUCAUCUCGAGAAGAGGACGGAGCUCAAGUUCACGAGUGCGCAAGUCGUGGCGGAGGGUCCUCUCCGAGCUUCGAUUGAGACGCAGGUGAAGUAUGGGAAUAGCACGAUCAAUGUCACGAUCUCGUUGGAUGCCAUUACCGCGACCCUCAAGCCUGGUUCUCGUCCUUUGUUCACGUUCUCUGCGGAUGUGGAUUGGCGUGAACGGCACGAGUUCUUGAAGUUCGAGAUCCCUCUCAACAUCCACAGCGAUGUUGCGACGUACGAGACUCCGUUUGGCUACGUCCAGCGGCCAACACACAAGAACACGACGUGGGACGCGGCAAAAUUCGAAGUUUGUGGGCACAAGUACGCAGACUUGAGCGAGUUCGGCUACGGUGUUGCCAUACUCUCUGAGUCAAAGUAUGGCUUCUCGUGCCAGGGUAAUGUUCUCCGUAUCUCGCUUUUGCGGUCCGCGACUGCACCUGAUGCGGAGCAGGAUCAAGGUCAACAUGAGUUCUCGUGGGCAGUCAUGGCUCAUCAGGGACACUUCCUCGAGUCGGAUGUGCCGGUUGCUGCAUUUUUGUUCAAUAGCCCUAUUCAUCUACGCGCCGUAAACCCAGGGGAAGCCCAAUCUGUAUCCCUCGUCCCAGUCACUCCCUUCACCCUCUCCGGCGCCAAGAACGUCUUCCUUGAAACUAUCAAACGCGGAGACCUCGACUCCGACCUCGAGUCUGAUUACCACCUCACCAGUUCAGCAGAUGGAAAACGAUCCAUCGUGCUCCGUCUGUACGAAGCCUAUGGCGGACACGCGAGCGCCGAGCUCGCAGUAUCCGACGCGCUGGAGAUCGUCGGGGCAUACGAGACAAACCUGUUGGAGGACGAUUAUGGUGCGAAGGUGUUGGAGAUGAAGGCUUCCAGUAAGGGCGAAGAGGGAGAGGGGAAGAGCGUGGUGAAGUUGGAGCUUAGAGGAUUCGAGGUGAAGACGGUCAAGUUGGUGUUGAAGGGAUCUGGGUCCGGAUUGACGACGAAAGGGUGA